Messenger RNA from Grus americana (Whooping crane), 1111 nucleotides. RefSeq names its product family with sequence similarity 237 member A (gene FAM237A). Bases 473 to 982 code for a protein of 169 amino acids. The record is from RefSeq and is a predicted model, not a curated record. NCBI's taxonomy places the organism in Eukaryota, Metazoa, Chordata, Aves, Gruiformes, Gruidae. The transcript is spliced from 4 exons.
AGCAAAUGGCUCUAGCUGUGCCACACAGACUCCUGCUCUGGGGUGGUGGGACCUCCAGCAGCCAAGCACAGCAAGGAGGAUGCCUAGGGGCUGAGCCAGGUCUGGACAACUUGAGCUCCAAGCUUCCCCUCGGCCAGAGGCAACACCGCUGCCAAGCUGGCCCCCAGGAGAGUCGGGGUCCGUAGGGAGAGGACGACAGACGGAGUAGAAGAGCGGAGCACGCCUUGCAGCAGGGGCACCUCCACAAAAGCAAGGAGGGAGCGCCGAAUGCCCGGGAGCAGCGGCUGGGCCCGCGGGGGUGGGGGCUUCUCCCCAAGCCCUGACGUAAAAACUAAGCGGGGCUGCCCGCUCCGGCUUCUUAAGGAGCGCGGCGGCAGCGGCGGGCACGGAGAGUCGUACCCGGCCCGCCCUGCACGCCGGAGCGCCGAGUGACACAACAGACCUUGGGAGCAGAGGAAGAAUCAUCUGCAACAUGAGACUCACCUGCUCUCUGCUAAUCGUGGGAGCAUUCUGUGUGGCACCUUUCCUCUGCCAUAGCCAAAUUGAUCCACUAGCUCUUGGGCGAGCAGACCCCCAGUGUUGGGAAUCCUCCUCAGCUGUCUUACUGGAGAUGAGGAAGCCUCGCAUUUCUGACUCUGUCAGUGGCUUUUGGGACUUCAUGAUCUUCCUGAAAUCAUCAGAGAACUUGAAACAUGGGGCUCUGUUCUGGGACCUGGCUCAGCUCUUCUGGGAUAUCUAUGUGGACUGCGUGCUCUCAAGAACCCAUGGCCUAGGGAGAAGGCAGCUAGCAGAAGCUAAACAGAUCGCUCCUCUGCGUUCUCAGUUCACAGGGAGAAACCAAGGGAUACUUUCUCAUAUUCAGAGGUUGCCAGCUCUGAAGAAGAAAGACUCGUUUGAGGAUUUAACAAGUAUCCAUAUGCAUAAGAGUAAAUCUACAUUACUUGGAAGAAUCAUCGGAGAGCUAGGGAAAAAGAGGAAAUGACAUAUUUAGUCCAAGAUCUUGACUUGUAGAUUUUUUUUUAACUAUUUCUCUUUAAUUUUUGCAUUUUAAUCCUCAUUGAUGUUAAUUUACAUGGUGGAAGAAGGCCUAUAACAAUGAGCACUGUAUCUC